This is a messenger RNA of Bursaphelenchus okinawaensis, 4379 nucleotides long. Lineage: Eukaryota; Metazoa; Nematoda; Chromadorea; Rhabditida; Aphelenchoididae. The record is from the annotation of a GenBank genome assembly.
AUGUCUUCGCUAUCCGACUCCAUAAGCAUCGCUCUUAUUGUGUUUGUUGUUUGUGCGCACGGGGAGAUUUACACAGGUAAGGGGUGGUUUUUUGGAAUGGAAUAAUUUUUUCUUUGCUCAUCCUAACCAGCCAAUUCAGGGAACCGCAAAUCAUAUGAUCUCAACUUGGAAAAACUGGAAAUCUACGAGUAUCAAACUGCAUUUCGUGCUAUUUUAAAGAUUAAGGCGACAAAACUUCUAAAAAACGUAGACUUCUCUACUCAAAUGUUACACAAACUUUGUGAAUCCGAAGCCAAGAAUCUGGCAGACUUGGCCAAAUGUGUAGUCAAGUUAAUGGAUUAUCGGGACAGAACAUACAGCAACAGUCAUGACAAAAGAUCUAGCAGGUUGUUCAGGUAUCGAGAGCAAAGUUAUCAAAAAAGGAAGAGACGCAGGAAGAGGGAUAUGGUUUCUAAUGAUACUGUAGCUUCUAAAAUUAGUAAACUAAAAGGUAUGAAAGAGCUGCAAGAUAAAGAACGCCUGAAUGAGCCGAAAAAUGGUAAAAAUAGUAGAGUGGAGCCGACUAUGGCUACUACAAAAACUGUUUUUAAAGAUAUGCCUAGUAUUUCUAAAGGUAUUACUAGUACUAAUAACCGUGCUGCUGAGCCAUAUAACAAAAAAGCAGAUAAAAUUACAGUAGUUGAUUCUACGAGUUCUACAGGUAUUUUUAAAUCGAUGAAGAUUCAAAAAUCCACCGAAUAUCGACCAACCUUAAGUGAUAACAAUGUUCGCCAAGAAGAUGGUCAAGCUAGUUUAUUUUCUGAUAGCAUACAUACUGCGUCUUCCACUAACAGUAAUACAGUAUUCUCUGCAGACCUUCCUACAAGAUCCUAUAAAGGGGUUCCUACAGUAUCCGCUACAGACGUACCUGCAGUAUCCUUUACUAACGCCAAUAAAAACCGCAACAAAAUUUGGUAUACCAGCAAAAAGGUUAAACCAUCAGCUACAGUACGAAAACCAGGAAUUUUUGAAAAAAUUGAAAAAAUCAACAGCUACCUUCAGAAGUCAGAAGCUUGUCAAAAGUUCAUGAAGGAUGUUGAACAGGUAACGUCAACGUACGUUUUCAUAAAUUUAUAGAACCCUUUCACAAAAAGCUCUGUGUAUUUGACUGUGCUGCCAAUCUUUAAUAUACGUUUGCAAACAAAAAUUGUUUUUUAAUUUUCAAUCAAUGAUUACAGACACUUGUCCAAAUACUCCAACCCAACCUUCUACAAAACCCAAGAAUCAACAUCGUAUGAAGCUGUUUCUAAUAUGGUUAAAAGCCUAAAGCCUGACAAUCUUUUCAAUAGUAUGUCCGUUUUAUCACCACAUCUGUUUGCCUUAUUUCCGCAGGAAAGGAUGACCGGACCACGGCUACUGUCACCAGAAAUGCUGAGUUUUCACGCAGACGGCUUCUUCAGCUUCCCUUCUAUUUUUGAGGUAAGGCAGAAAACCGAAGCAACAGCCGACAUUAGGACCAGGACUAAGGCUACAUCUAGGGCUUUUGCUAAAGCUAGGUUGAAAUUGAGAUUAAGCUAAGAACUUUAAAUAUUUGCUUUUGUUAAAACAUUAUUUUAAAUCCAGUAAACGUGUGUUUUUAACUUUUUUAAACUUUUAUUUGUUGCCGAUAAGAACGUCAUCUUUUUUGGCGACGGCACGCCAUUUUAGCUUUUUAACGUCGCUGUUAAAGGUUUCUUCAAUUGAAAGGUCAAUUGAUAAAAUAAAUCUUUGAGUUGAAGAUAGACUUUGAAAUGACUAAUGACGUUGAAAACCGUUUAUUGUAAUCUUUGAUUUAAUGACCAAAUUUCAAAAUAAGUCAUAUUAUAUACGACAUUCAUUUAAAAUUUAUUUUUAAAUCAGUCAUAAACAUAUAUAAAGCAGAAAAAGAACUAGAAAGUACACAAGUAAUCUUUCAGACAAUGAACCUAAGCCAGACAGAGAUGUACCGUUGGAUGGAUAUCUUGAUGUCUUUAACUGGUGCGACAAAGAAAAUUGAUGACAUAUUAACCAAGAACAAGGAACACAUUGACUAUAUUGAGAACGUGGCCUAUCCCAAGAUUGUUGAGUUACAAAAACGUCGAAAAAUUUGGGAAAAAAUUGAAAAAAGUUACAGUAAGAGUCAGAAACAACAUCUGGAUGAGCACGGCUACACUUUUCUCACUACUAAACAAAAGAAGUUGUUUAAAGAAGGUAGAAAAAAUGAAAAUGAAGCGGACGAAAGUAGUGAUAAAAAUAAAGGUAAUAAAGGGUCAGUUGAACAGGGUACCUAUCAUAAAGACAGUACUAACGUUAACGAAAGUUAUCGUACUGAAAAAACCACCCAAACAGACACAAGCCAAGACCAUGAGAACCGGGUCAAUACCCACACAACAAGCUUUGACAGUAACGAAAAAGAUGAAAAUACAAGACCUGAUAACACUGAAGACGAUAUGCAUUAUCAUAAGAAGCAAAAACAUUCUAAUGUACACAAUGACGAGUUUGAAGAAAAUGAGCUGAAACUAGAAGAAAAGAUACGAUACCUAGCCUUAUUUGGCGAUUUAAAAGAUAAUGGCGACAGUUUUGUUGUGGAUAGUCCUUUAGGGCAAGAUUUUGAAAAGGUGGACAAAAAUAGGAAAAUUAACAGUGAUCUUGUCAAUGACAUAUUGUAUACUGAAGAUGAUAACAAUGGCUUUAAAGAUGAAGAAAAUAAUCUACAAGUUCAUCAAGACCUACAUAGGAGUAGCUUACAUAAUGAUGAUCUACAAAGUAUUAACCUAAAAGAUAAUAAUCUACAGCAUAAUAGCCUACAAGAUAGUAGUCAACAACAUAAUAAUUUAGCAGAGAGUAACUUUCUAAAUACAGUAGACACCUCAAAAAACUACAAAAAUUUAAAAGUAAAGCAAACAAUCGACCAAAAAUUCGACCAAAACUUCGACCGAAAAAUCGUCUAAAACUUUUGAAAAACUAUUUACUUACCCAAGAUCCAACUAUAAAUUCAACAAAAAAUACUCAAAACUUAACUAACCUAGCUCAACCGUAUAAUGAUAUCGACCCUACAAUUACUCAAAGUCCAGAUCAGCUAGGUAUUGACAAAAGAACAGCCAAAAAUUCAAAAUUUUUAAAAACUACCCCAAUUUCAACUCGAAUAAGCAAAUACUCAGCUCAACGUACUAAAAAUGCCUUAGAAACCUCUGAAGGACGGUUUUUUUCUGUAGCCGAACACUACGAUAACGUAGCUUCAAACUACGAAAGAACCAAACGUCAAACAGGUUUCGUGUUUCCAAGACAAAACUUUAGCUUCCGGGUCAGAAAUUACUUGGAAGAAGAGCUGGAGGUACCCGAGAUUGUCGUACUUGACCCAUGGGUAUUUGGAAGUCGUAUAGGCGGCAUAUUACUUGAGGGCAUCAUUUUGUCACCGGCCGCGUUUUUGUCUGAAGUUACUUCGCCUUCACUGCUUACGGUAAGAGAAUAUAGUUUUCUUUAAAUAUGUCAGAAUAACACAUUUUUUGGACUAUUUGUCAUAAUGACAAGUUUCGAAAGAUUUUUGUUAUAAUGACAUAUUUUUUAGAGUUUACUGUCAUCUCAUUUUUACAUUUUUAGACAUUUUGUAACCAUGAUACAUUUUCUAGAAUUUUGAGUGAUAACGACACAUUUUCCAAAUUUCUUCUCAUGAUGAGCCAUUUUUGUUUUUAUUUCGUAAUUAACAUGAUUUCAGUUAGAAGUUUUAUCACCAACUGCCUUCCUAGCAUCAAUCUUGUCGCCAUUAGUACUAUUUUCUCGUAUUUUAUCUCCAUCAGCAUUCCGAGCUGAGGUCCUCUCGCCACAAGCUUUAAGUUCGUAUAUUUUGUCACCGGAAACACUACUGGCAGAAGUGUUGGCUCCUCGGUUUAUGGAUCUUCGUAUUGCCAGUGGCAGGGCCCUUACAGUGGAGAUAUUGACCCCUUGUAAGUGUUUUUAAAAACUUUACUCUAAUAUACCUUACCCUGUUCUACUACGCAUCUUUUGUAUUUCAUUAUUGUUUAUAGACGUGUUAUCGGCCAAAAUAGGCUCACCUGAAUAUUUGAGUGUGUACGUAAUGUCACCAAGUAUAUUGACUCCUCACAUCCAAAGUGGUGGUUUGUUGAAUCUUGAAGUAAGUCAUAAUAUAGUAGACCUCCUGUAUAACAAGCUCCUGUUUAACAAAUUUCUUUUAUAUUCGACAAUGCUAUGCAGAAGUUUCACUGUAUUAAAAAAGUUUAUAACUUUAGGUACUAUCCCCUCACUUGUUGUCUGGUCACGGUCGGCCAGGUUUGGAUACGGAAGAGAACCAUCACUUCUCACCGGAGCAUCACCACGUUCAUCAAGACAACGCUUACGAACACUACUUUCACAUACCGCAUUAA